AUGUCGUCAUUUAACAACUCUUAUCUCAAAACAGAUCGUCGUUCAUCUAUGGCAGAAAGAAGACCUUCAAACUUAUCCAAUUAUAACAAACCCUUUAUUAAUAUCCCACAAUUAGCAUGUUUAGAGUUGCCUCCUCCUGACUAUACUCCUGAUAAUUGUGAUGUUUUAAUUAUUGGCACUGGUUUGGUUGAAAGUAUCUUAGCAGCUGCCCUAGCAUGGCAGGGUUCCAAUGUAUUACAUAUAGACUCGAAUCCUUAUUAUGGAGAUACAAACUCUACUCUAACAAUAGACCAAAUAAAAGACUGGGUUAAAAACAAUACAUCCUUGGGUUAUAAAAAUUUUAAAAAUGCAAGAUUAUAUAUUCCAAGACCCACUCAAUUAAUCUCAAAAAAUUAUGGCAUCGAUUUGAAUCAAAAAUUAUUAUUCUGUAAAAGUGAUUUAUUAUCUUUACUAUUGAAAUCAAGAGUUUUUAAAUAUUUGGAGUUUCAAUCUUUAUCUCAAUUUCAUACUUUUGAAAACGAUAAUUUCGAGAAAAUCAUAAAUUCAAAACAACAAAUUUUUGUAAAUAAUACUUUACCUUUAAAAAUAAAAAGAAAUUUAAUGAAAUUUCUAAAAUUCAUUAUAAACAACAACAGCAAUAAUAUAUGGUUUCCAUAUAAGAAAAAACCAAUUUCUUUAUUUUUAAAAGAAGUUUUCCAUCUAGAAACAGCUCAAAUUAAUGAAUUCAUAUUUGCAAUCGGUUUAUGUUUUUCCUCAAAUUUGAACACCCCUGAAGCUUUGCAAAGGAUUAAACGAUAUAUUAUCUCUUUUGACGUAUAUGGAAAUUUCCCAGUUUUAUACACCAAGUAUGGUGGGCCUGGUGAAGUUUCUCAAGGAUUUUGUAGAUCUGCGGCAGUUGCCGGUACUACUUAUAAGUUGAAUACCUCAUUAGUAGCUUAUGAUCCAAUAAAAAAAAUGGCUAAAUUGAGUGAUGAUUCAUUAAUUACAAUCAAUGAGAAAAUUGUUAUUUCACCAACUCAAAUUCCAAACUUUUUAGAAGAAUAUCAACCAAAGCAAAAGUAUGAAGUGUCCAGGUUAAUAACUAUCGUUAAUAGUGAUUGUAAAGAAUGGAUGGCAGAAAAUGAGAGUGCAUGUGUUGUUGUGUUUCCAGAAAACUCAUUGCCUUCUUUCAACAAGUAUGCUGUGCAAGUUGUGAUAAUGGGCGAAGGUUCUGAAAUUGUACCCAAAAAUCAGUGUGCAUGGUUUUUGUCAACAAUUGAAAGAGGAUCCAAGGGUAAAAUUGAUUUAGAAUCUGCUUUAUCAUGUUUAGAACAAAAUUUAUUACGAGAAUCCAAAUUCAAUGCUGAUGAUAUUGGUAUGGAAUAUAUUGGAAUUGGAAAUGGAAAUGGAAUGGGAUACGAAAUGUACAAUAGUCUAAAAUUGGGAUCAAGCUUGAUGAAUUUUGUUCCAGAGGAAAAAUUAACGUAUUUACUAAAAUUUUAUUUUACUCAAAAAACCUCAGUUCCACCAUUUGGAGUUGUAAAUCCCAAGAUAUUCAAUGAAGGCGAGAAUGAACAUGACAAUAUUAUAUUUAACAGUAUGCCAUCCAGUGAAUUAUCCUAUGAUGGAGUUGUUACAGAAGCCAAAGUCUUGUAUGAAAAGAUAACUGGGUCAGAUGAUGAUUUCUUUGAUAUUGACUUUGAAGAUGAAAAUGAAAAUGAAAAUGAGUUUGGUGGAAAUGAUUAUGAGUAUAAUAGUGUUCUUGACGAUAAUGCCGAAAUGGAUGAGUUUUAUCUAGAUCAAGAUGAGUAUUAG
This is a messenger RNA of Ascoidea rubescens DSM 1968, 1794 nucleotides long. RefSeq lists its product as uncharacterized. Gene Ontology annotation, biological process: small GTPase-mediated signal transduction; protein geranylgeranylation; vesicle-mediated transport. NCBI's taxonomy places the organism in Eukaryota, Fungi, Ascomycota, Saccharomycetes, Ascoideales, Ascoideaceae. Gene Ontology annotation, cellular component: cytosol; cytoplasm; Rab-protein geranylgeranyltransferase complex. The coding region runs from base 1 to 1794 and encodes 597 amino acids. Gene Ontology annotation, molecular function: GDP-dissociation inhibitor activity. The record is from RefSeq and is a predicted model, not a curated record. The transcript is spliced from 4 exons.